AGAAGGAUGAGAUCUCUGAACGUGUGCAUUUUACUAAACCUGGCACUUGUAGUUUGCGGUGUGCCUGUAUCACAGAUUACACUGCAAGAUGAAAGUUUUGCAGAGAGCUACCUAAAGAAAUUCUUCAACCUGACAGAGGAGCGAGGUCUGUCGACCCGCAGGGGAAUCAGCCCUGUGAGCAGGAAGCUGGGGGAGAUGCAGAGGUUCUUUGGUCUCCAGAUUACUGGGAAUCUGGAUGCUGAAACCCUGGAGCUGAUGAAGAAGCCUCGCUGUGGGGUUCCAGAUGAAAACAUUGCUCGUUUCUCAACUUUUGGAAACAAUUUGAAAUGGCAGAAAAAUGACCUCACAUACAGGAUAGAGAACUACACACCCGACAUGUCUGUGUCUGAGGUGGACUGGUCCAUGGAUAAAGCUCUCCAGGUUUGGGCCAGGGUCACUCCUCUAAGAUUCACAAGAAUAUACAGCGGCACAGCUGACAUCAUGGUCUCCUUUGGUCGUCGGGCACAUGGUGAUUAUUAUCCCUUCGACGGCCCUGAUGGCACACUAGCCCAUGCCUUUGCUCCUUCCUCUGGCAUUGGAGGAGACGCUCAUUUUGAUGAUGAUGAAACUUUCACCUUGCAUUCAAGCAGAGGCUACGUCCUCUUCAUGGUCGCUGCCCAUGAGUUCGGCCACUCUCUGGGCUUGUCUCACUCCGAUGACCCUGGUGCCCUCAUGUAUCCUCUGUACUCAUACAGGAGCCCUGACUCCUUCGUUCUGCCCCGGGACGAUGUCAAAGGCAUCCAGUCCCUGUAUGGCUCAAACCCUACUAAAGAUCCCUCUAUUGGUGAACCUCAGCCACCUACUACUCCCGAUGCUUGUGAUUCAACAAUGGUGCUGGAUGCUGUCACCACCUUGCGAGGAGAAAUGCUUUUCUUCAAGGACAGCUUCUUCUGGCGCAGCUUACCUCAGAGCAGGACCCCUCAGCAAAGUGUCAUCACAAACGUCUGGCCCAGCGCCCCCGUCAACAUCGAUGCUGCUUAUGAAAGCCCACAGUUGGACAGAGUCUUUCUCUUCAAAGGACAUAGCGUGUGGGCUUUCUCUGGUUAUCAGCCUGUACAGGGCUAUCCAAAAAAGCUUUCACAUUUCGGCCUUCCGAGAAUGGUGAAGAAGAUCGACGCUGCUCUGCAUGAUGUGGCAUCUGGCAAAACGCUCUUCUUUGUUGGGAAGUAUUUCUUCAGUUAUGAUGAGGCCAGGAAGACUAUGGACUGGGGUUUUAGAAGGGUGGAUCAGACAUUUCCCAACAUUUCCAGCAAGGUGACGGCAGCCUUCCAGUAUAGAGGUGUGACUUACAUUUACAGUGGAUCUCACAUGUUUGAGUACGACCUCAGGACCGGGAGGCUGUACCGUGUGCUGAGGAACAGCUACUUCUUGCCUUGCAAUAACUUCUAGGCCAAUUUAUCUCAUACUGUUGCUCUGUUGAGGAUUGUAGUUUUAAGAUGUUUAAAUGUGGAAAUUAAUCUUCUAACUUCAAAUUGGUGGUUGAUUUUAAAAUAAUACCCCUAUUUUAAAAUACAUUUCCAGUCCUUUCGUCCUCCAAAAUACAAUCAAAUCAUCUUAUAUGAAUUAUGAACUAUCAAAUACACAAGUCCAACUUUAUAUUUAAUGCUAUUGUCAAACAGUCAACAUUUCUGUAUUUAUAAAACACCAACCUUUAAAAGGAACCCUGGCUAUUAAGACAUGUAGGUCUUAAAAGAUAAAUGGUAUCAAUUAUAACAAUGUGAUAUAAAAAACCUUGUUGAUGUCUUCGUUUUUAUAAAAUUUGAAAAUAUAAUUUAACUCGUAGGUCGCCAUUGUUGUUUACAUUCUGGGUAGUGACGUCAGACGGUGGCACCUGCUAACCCCCGUCCACUGUUUUGACACCCAGAAACAGAUGAAAACACAGCUAAACAGGUGACGGCGCACCAGAAACACAGAUCAAAACACAGCCAAACAUUAAGGUGACGAAGCACCUACAAAAAAGUAAAAAAAAAAAAAAAAAAAAGUGCUGCAGCAUAAAGCAUGAACUAUAAAAACACCAUAAAACUCAGAUAGACUAACCGACCACACGUUUCAACCAGCAGAUAGCCAAUGCUACAAUAAAAACCCCAGCCAGAUCUGGUGUCAUUAAAUUAAAUAAAGAUGUUCUUGCCUAUUUGAUAGCGAAGUCUGCGCCUCCCGUUUCGUCAAAGUCCCGGGCCAGUCCCCUCAGCCUCUGGUCUGUCAUCACCCAGAACCGAGGCCGGUUUUAGGGGGGGAGAGGGGUGGGCUAGGCCCACCCAAACGUGCAUAUUGCCCACCGGCUUCUCCAUCCCGGCGGCGAGAGCGGAGAGCGGAUGGCGGUGCGCUGCAGGCUCUAAAGCCCCGGCUACGCCGUCUACGCCGUAGGCCACGCCGUCUACGCAGGAGCCUAAUGCACUGGUAAGAUGCGCACGACAUUGAUCAUUUUUGCAGAUCUCCCGUGCAUCACAGAACUUUGAUCCAGUUUGCCUGAACCGAGACGUCUUAUGGGCUCCCUCGUCAGCCUCCACGGCCGGGAGAGUGCUGCUCAUCUAUGUUUUGGAUACCUGUCCCAGUUAAACUAACGCGGCUUAUCUUUCCCGCUCUACGUCAUCGCCCCCAGAAUGCAUUGCGCAGGUAAAACAUGGCGCCUCCCGCAGGUCAAAAUAUGUGAUAAACAUUGUAGAUUUUUAAAGCAAUUAGAUUAUUUUAUGUGUUUCUAACAACAUAUUUUAGUAUAAGAGAACAAUUGUGGCUAAUUAGGGACUACAUGUCUUAAUAGCCAGGGUUCCUUUUAAGAAUUAAUCAAUCAAGUGCACUUGAUCAGCAGCACCUGGUUGCAACGUACCUUUCUGAGUUAGCAGAAAGAAGGUACUUUUACUUUCUUACUUCGUUUACUUUACUUUUACAGGUUGUUCUAGGUUUUGUUCAAUCGUAAUGACAUUGUAUAUGUCAUGUGUUAUUUUACAUCAGAGGCGUUAAUUAAUUUUAAGACCUGGUGAGGAUCUUUUCUUUUUUUAUGUCCUAAUACAUAAAACAUUCUAGUUGAAAAAGGAAAUUAUUUUCUGCAUAAAUGAUAAAUGUUUCUGUUGAUCUGAUUAUAAUCAUUUUAAUAUCAUUAUGUCUUCUCCCUGGCAUAUGUGCGUGCGUGCGUGCGUGCGUGCGUGCGUGCGUGCGUGCGUGCGUGCGUGCGUGCGUGCAUA
Molecule: messenger RNA, 3218 nt
Organism: Cololabis saira (Pacific saury)
Lineage: Eukaryota; Metazoa; Chordata; Actinopteri; Beloniformes; Belonidae
Gene: mmp13a.1
Product: matrix metallopeptidase 13a
Exons: 10
Coding region: 7-1428 (473 amino acids)
Biological process (GO): extracellular matrix organization; proteolysis; collagen catabolic process
Cellular component (GO): extracellular matrix
Molecular function (GO): zinc ion binding; metalloendopeptidase activity
Source: RefSeq, a predicted model, not a curated record